This is a messenger RNA of Lodderomyces beijingensis, 1761 nucleotides long. NCBI's taxonomy places the organism in Eukaryota, Fungi, Ascomycota, Pichiomycetes, Serinales, Debaryomycetaceae. The record is from the annotation of a GenBank genome assembly.
AUGAUUGGUUUCAACAAUUCAUGGCCAUUGCCAACUUUGAGAGUUAAAAAGGGCGAUAGAGUCAACCUCUACCUUACAAACACGUUUGACACAGCCAACACCACGUUACAUUUCCAUGGUUUGUUCCAGCCGGGUUCAAGUCAAAUGGAUGGACCACCUUUGGUUUCACAGUGUCCUAUCCCCGUUGGGGAAACUUUUCUUUACAAUUUCACCGUUGGCAAUCAAGCUGGUUCGUAUUGGUACCACUCGCAUACUUCGGGCCAAUACGGCGAUGGCAUGAGGGGUGUUUUCAUCAUUGAAGAUGACGACUUUCCCUACGACUACUACGAAGAAGUGGUGUUGACCUUGGGUGAACAUUACCACCAGUACUCCGACGAUAUGAUGCCCGCUUUCUUGAGCAGAUUCAACCCCACUGGAGCCGAGCCCAUUAUCGACAAUAUCUUGUUUAAUGAAACUAGAAACGCAACUUGGAAGGUUGAGCCGGGCAAGACCUAUUUGUUAAGGAUUAUCAACACGGGCAGGUUUGUUUCGCAAUAUCUCUGGCUUGAAGACCACAACAUGACCGUUGUUGAAGUUGAUGGUGUAUACACUGAACCGAAGGAAGCAAGCAUGCUUUACAUUACAGUGGCUCAACGUUAUGCCGUGUUGAUUACAACCAAGAAUUCAACUGAUCAAAAUUACGCCUUUAUGAACAAGGUCGACGAUAGUAUGUUGGACAAUGUUCCAAAAGAGUUGCAACUUAACGGAACAAAUUACCUCGUUUACAACGAGACUUUGUUUGAAGAGUCAAAGCCAAAGCAAAAUAUCGUGCAGGAUUUGGACUUUUUGGACGAUUUCUACUUGGUGCCAUUGGGAGGCCGCAAAUUGUAUGACGAUGCUGAUUACACCAUCACGGUUGACGUGCAAAUGGACAAUCUUGGCAACGGGGUCAAUUACGCCUUUUUUAACAACAUUUCCUACACAUCUCCAAAAGUGCCCACUUUGCAUACGGUGUUAUCAGCAGGUGAAGCAGCCACGAAUGAGUUGAUCUACGGUAGCAACACCAACACUUUUGUCUUGGAGGAAAACGAAGUGAUUGAUAUCGUGUUGAACAACUUUGACACUGGUACCCACCCUUUCCAUUUGCAUGGACACGUUUUCCAGCUUAUCGCGCGAGGCCCAGCAAGAGAAGACACUGAGACGCCCUUGAACUUUAACAUUAGCGACCAUGCCGAGUUCCCACAGUACCCCAUGAUGAGAGAUGUUGUCUAUGUUCGGCCACAGUCUUACUUUGCCAUUCGAUUCAAAGCAGACAAUCCCGGUGUUUGGUUCUUCCACUGCCACAUUGAGUGGCACUUGGACCAAGGUUUGGCCAUGGUGUUGGUUGAAAACCCAAAUGCAAUCAUCAACAACUCAACCCAGCAAUUGACCGAGAACCACAUUGACAUUUGCAAAAAAGUCGGCGUUUCCUACCAAGGUAAUGCCGCUGCAAACACGGCAAACUAUUUGGACUUGAGCGGAGAAAAUGUCCAGGUCAAGAGAUUGCCCACGGGUUUCACUGCCAAGGGUAUCAUUGCCUUGGUGUUUUCGUGCGUUGCAGCAAUCCUCGGGUUGGCCACCAUUGCUUUUUACGGUAUGCAAGAUAUCGAUCACGUGGAAGAAAGAGUUGCUGAAGAUCUCGAUGUCGAUCUCGACGUCGAAGACAACGAAGACAGCGUGGACCAGAUCAUAGAGACUGGCUCAUCGUCUUCACAUAACACAACGGGUAAAAGAAGUCACUAA